AUGUUAACGAGAUUGAAGGCGAGGUCUGCAACACAUAAUGUUUUGCGACAUACGGAGUUGUUGCGACAAAACUGUAAAAUAUUAAGUGAAAAUAUAUCCACAAAUCUGAAGUUAAGUCGGUCCAUAGAAGCGCAGAUCGAGAAUUCUCCACGAGCUACUAGUUUGCCGGCUGUAUCAGCAAAUACCCAAAAUACAUUUUACAACCAACAGAUGCUUCUACAGCAGCAAUAUAUGCAAAUACCAUCGCUUUAUGGUAGUCAACAAACGGGAGGAAUCAUGUUACAACAACAUCCGAUGGAUAUUCAGACAUUCCAACAACAGCAACAUCUAUUACAAGUUAUGCAACAGCAGCAACAGCAACAGCAGCAAGCAUUGCAAAAUCAUCAACGUAGUCUAGGACUUCAUGAAUCACAAACUUUUGCACAACAACAGGUGGUGCUACAACAGCAACAAUAUCAACGUGCCUUACAACAAGCAGCACAGCAACAACAACAACAACGACAAUUGGAACAACAGCGUUUGUUAGAGCAACAACAACGGCAACUUGACCUCAUGCACCAGGAGCGUGAGGCAGCUCGGUUGAAACAACAGCAAGAUGAAUUGUUACGCCAAAAAGCUGAAGCAUUGGCACGCCAGCAGCAGGAAGAAGCAGCGCGAUUGAAACAGGAGGAGCUUCGGCGAAUAGCUUAUCAGAAAGAGCAACAACUUAAACAACAACGAGAAGCACAUGAAAGACUACGUUUGGAGCAGCAACGAAUUUUGGAAGAACAAAAACGGCAGGAAGAAGCUCGAAAAAUUGAAGAGCAACGCAAAGAAGUAGAAAAAGUACGCGCAAUACGGGAGCAACAAAAUCGAAAGCAGCGUGAAGCACGUGAAGCUUUCAACGUAAUGAAAGAAAAAGCCGACAGUUUCCCUAUUCCCAUACAUCUGGCUGGUUGUCAUACACUUACGAAACUGGUGAAUCAUUUGCCGUUUCCGUCUCCUUAUUUACCUUACACGAACAACCUGAAGUGUGAGACUAUAGGCCAACCACGUAUCGGACCUACACAAAAAGAAAUUUUGAUGCAAGCCGUUGAAGCAAUUUCACAAAUUGAAACUUCCGACGUGUUAUUGAAACAUGAAGAUGGUGAAACGAAUGAUUUUGAUGUGCAUGCGGCUCCUUGUUUUGUGCGGGAACUGUAUGAAAUCAACCAUCAGACAUUUGACGUUGACAUUCCUCAAAGUGUUGUAGCUCCUGAAAUAAUAGACGCAGCAGCCAGUGCUUCAAUUGAAACUGAAACGGAUGUAAUGGAAAAACCAGCGGAACUUCAAGAACAAAUUACACUUGCGAAGGAUACUGCGGAAACAAGUGCUACAAUCGAAGUCGAAUCACUGCAAACGGAAGCAGCGAGUAUUUCCGAAACAUGUAAACCAUCUUUCUCAGAUACACCGAAGAAAGAGACUACAUUACAGGAGGAUGAGCAGCAAGUCCAAUUGCGUCGACAAAUUGUUUCUCUUGGAAAGCAACCGAAAGCACAGCAAAUACGCAGGAAAAAGGAUAUGGUUGAAUCGUUGUUCGACUCUUUGACUGGUUAUUUUGACCCAAGUGAAGGUCGACGCCGCCGACAGCGAACAAAAACAUACGAAGAAGAACAAAACGAGAAAGUACAAAUGGAACUUUUUGCACAGAUGGAGAAAGUAGAUGCCAAUGAAAGAGAAGAAAAGGGAUUUGCGAAAAUUGAGCACCGUCCAGAUCAUGCGGGAACGUCUAAGGAAGGAUCGACAGAAAAUGAUGACAAACCAAAAUUUUUCGAAGGACACAAGAAAGGCCGUAAAAGAGUUCGAGAAAAAGCCCUUGAGCAAUCGGACAGACCACCGACACCAACGGAAGUGAUUCAGCAGCGGGAAUUAGAGUGGCGUGAACGCCAACGUAAACGACGUGAGAAGCACAAACGUCGACAGAAUGAAUCGGAAUCUGAAUGCUGGAAUAAUGAAGUUAUGGCAGAGAAGGAAUCGUAUAUGAAAUUCACCACUAUUAUUGAUCAAAUUUUUGAAAGUAUGGAUGAACAAGAUUUCGUUCCAAGUACAAAUGCAGACGAUGAUGGCGGAAUACCACAAGAUUUUCUGGACAAAGAUCAGCUCGAAGAACUUCGGCAGGAAGCACAAAAAUUAAAAUCGUGGAAAAAAAUCAAUAAAGUCAAUCCGGAACGUCUAGUAAAGCUUUUGACGAUUUUGGAAAAGAAUAUACGUGAUAUAAUUGGCACAGAAGGGGAGCAGUCACUCAUUGCUCUUUUUAAUGAGGAUGAUGGGGAUGAUUCAAGUGAAGCAUAUCGUGAAGCAAUCGGUGAUCGUAUAUUGCGUGCAGCUGAUGCGUCAUGUACAGCAAUGCUUAUAAUGACAUCCACAAAAAUGCCCAAACAGGUAUUUAUCGAAGACCCAAUUGAUCGUUCCAUACAACUCUGUAAGCAAUUUCUUCAUAAUAUUAUCUACCCGACAUCCGACAGCUCAUGUCGUGCUUCUAAUAAAGGACGAAAGAAUGAAGAUAGGAAACGAAAGAGGUCCAUAAGUAGUGCUCGAUCCCGUAUUAUCAAGAACAUUUACACUCGUGUUACUGAACUUGUUGGAUGCUUUGCUGAGCUUGUCCGUACUCAGUCCUUAACAGAUACAGCCGUCCUACAACUGUGUACUCUGGCAUCAGGACCAUUCUUUGUGGACAAUGUUGGUGAAUUACAAAUGCAAUCCAUCAAACUUCUCUCGGCCAUUUUCUCGCGUUAUGAAAAUUUUCGGAAAAGCAUCAUUCAAGAUUUGCUCAGUUCUGUUCAUCGUCUUCCUCCGACAAAAACUUCCAAAAAUAGUUAUCGUAUGACUGCUGAUGAAUGGAUCAGUAACAUGACUGUUCUCAUUAUGCAACUUGUGCAAAGUGUUGUGAAGGUUCCACGACGACGACGGUCUGAUGAACCUUUAGAUGUUAGUGAAGAAACAACAGUUGAUGAUACUAUAGUCAAAGAUUCUGUGGUUGAAUGUCAGAAAAUCGCAUCGUUGUUUCUCAGUGGAUUUCUAGCUAAGUGUACAGCCAAAUCGGAAGAAGAUUAUCGACGUCUUUUUGAUCAAUUUGUGCAUGAUUUGCUUACUGCCUUAUAUAAACCUGAAUGGCCCGCUGCUGAAAUGCUUUUGACAUUACUGGGCAAUGUUCUGGUUACUUUCUAUCGUUCGAAAAAUGUUGAUAUGUCACUGAGAAUUGCCAGCUUAGAUUACUUGGGUACAGUAACUGCUUCGCUGCGUAAAGAUAUGCAACAAACUAUAUCGGAUGAUAUUCGGCUGGAUGUAGUUGUUAAAACACUGUUAUACGAAGAGCUUGAGGAGGAAGAACGGACUGGCGAUAUAGAUACCAUUGAUAUCAGUCAUAUGUCAUCAGCGGAUAAGAUGAAGAAAGUCCAACGAGCCUUGAUUGAUUAUCUCGUUGAAAGAAGGGGCGAUGCUGAUGUUUCCAUCGAGUAUGCGGUAAUGUUUUAUGUCGGUAUUUGGUACAAGGAAGUGUAUGAAGAAGCAGAAUCAGCAAAGCAGAAGCUGAAGCAAAUCAUGAAUAGUUCGGAAAUCAGUGAUAAGGAAAAGCGAAAAUUUGAAAAGAAAUCUGCCAGGGUCUUGGAACGAUGUCAAAUAAUGAAGGUAUUUCUCAUCAAAACUGCUGACAAAAGACAUAUCAGGAAACGUGCUGAACAAAUUGCACGAACUGGCAGCAUUUUGAUGGAUAGUGAUGCGUUAUGGCUUGUAAGAUUCUUGGCAUCAAGCCGAGAAUUUAGCCAAUCGUUUUCGACAUACCUCAACCAUAUUUUGUAUGGUAUACAUGCGGAACAAGCAGUAGGUUUAAGAACCAAAGCAAUGCGGUGCUUAACUUUGAUUAUUGAAGCAGAUCAUGCAGUUUUAAAAAUUCCCGAGGUGCGCAAAGCAGUUCAGGCAAGGAUGAUGGAUCCGAAUGCAGCAGUUCGUGAAGCGACUAUUGAACUUAUUGGAAAGUAUUUGAUUGCGAAGCCUGAAUAUGUACCGCAGUAUUAUCCAUUAUUAAUUGAACGCAUCAAGGAUUCUGGUGUAGCAGUUCGGAAGCGUAUAAUACGUAUAUUGCGUGAAAUUUGCGAAAAACAGCCUGAUUAUGACAAAAUGCCAGAAAUUUUGGCGCGGAUUGUGCGUCGCAUAUCGGAUGAAGAAGGAGUAAAGAAGCUAACCAUUGAUACUAUGCAAAGCUUGUUGUUCCAACCUGCUCGUGAACGUGAUUCUAUUCAAUUAAUUAACAAGUUAUGA
This is a messenger RNA of Loa loa (African eye worm), 4275 nucleotides long. RefSeq names its product CBR-PQN-85 protein. The record is from RefSeq and is a predicted model, not a curated record. Lineage: Eukaryota; Metazoa; Nematoda; Chromadorea; Rhabditida; Onchocercidae. The coding region runs from base 1 to 4275 and encodes 1424 amino acids. Gene Ontology annotation, biological process: replication-born double-strand break repair via sister chromatid exchange; establishment of protein localization to chromatin; regulation of gene expression. The transcript has 33 exons. Gene Ontology annotation, cellular component: Scc2-Scc4 cohesin loading complex. Gene Ontology annotation, molecular function: chromatin binding.